AUGGAGUGCUCAGCAACCUGGACCAACUCAACCACCGUCAACGAGAUUGACGUCCGCAACUCUGGCGCGUUCACAACCCUGCCGGUGCGAAUCAGCAAAUACAAUGAAAUCGCCAUCACUACUGCGCAAAAGCUAGCUUGUAUCUGGGAUAACAUGCGCUGUGGCGGUCUGUCAUCUCGUACCGUCAAUGUUGGAAGGAAUCUGCUUCCCUUGGUGGUCCCGGAGGCAUUGCCGGAUAGAAUGGCAACGGCCGUGAAGUUGAUUGAAUUGGGCCAUUUGUGUGAUGCCUUUUCCGAUCAAUUGGACUCGCAGAGUAGGGCGGAAGUCUACAACAUGCUGACCAGAUGCAUGGAUCGGUGCUCUGUCGCUUCAGCUUCGUCGUGCUCUUGUCCUAGUGCAUGCAACAAGGAGUUUGGCGACAGACAGGCCCAGCUGCGGACGCUGAUCUAUGAGGUGGCUACUGAGGCUAUUCAAUUUGAUCGUGAACAGGGUAUGCUUAUCCUUGAGCUUCUCGGGAAAGCUGUCGCACCGGAACCAAUGUCAUUUGGAUGCAAGAAGAGCUCAGCGUUUAGAACCUUCUGGCCCAUCCUCGAGUUCGCCAUAGGCAUGAAGUUGACCGAAAUGGACCGCAUGGUCCUCCGCGACAUCAAGACCGUAGUGGAUGAAUACCACAUGCUGAACGACGAAUACUGGGGUGCGAACAUCACCACCGCAGCAUCCUACCAAACCGACUUUUGCAGAAAGCCAAACCUCCCUUUUGAAGGAAAGGAAGGCCUGAAACGAAGAAUCAUGGACCUUGAAUUCCGCUACCGCUCUCUUCAAGCAGACAUCUACGGUAAAUACCCCGUCGAGUCCAUGCGACUGCGCCGCUGGAUCGAAGCCGCCGGAAUGGCAAUGGCAGGCUACAACUACUGGCGUGCCUUAUCCUCAUCUGGCCCCUGCAACAGCUCAUCCAGCGCCUGCUCAUGCUCCCCAUCCGAAUGGACACGAGUCACCACUCCGGCCUCCACCAUGUCCUUCUCAUCAUCCCCACACACAUACUCCGGCACCUACGAGCGCAGCGAAUCCACAACCCUCACCGCCGUGACCAACUACAUCAGCUCCAUGCCCCCAUCUCCCUCAGUCCAGAUCCUCAACAUGGCCCCCUCCGCAUUAAACACCUGGACCCGUGCCCCACCCCCAGCAGUCAAGUGCAUCUCGUCUCUCAUCACCUCUCUGCAAAACGCAACUACAACCCUAACCGACAUCACCGCGGACAACACCCACCGCUACAACCAGCCCACUGCACACGCCGUCUUCGGCACCAUGCAGGCGACCAACAGCGCCUACUACACCUUCAUCCAGUCGGUAUCGGAGGCACGCGCCCUAGCCAACCCUGCCCUCGCCACAGAUAUCCUCCUGAAUGGAUUCAACCGUCUAUACGCCGGACACAGCCGAGAACUGAACUGGAAGUACAACGCGUGCAUCCCAUCCGAAGCCGAAUAUCUCUCCGUCGUCGACGACACCACCGGCUCUCUAUAUACACUCCUCGUCAAACUCCUCCAAGCUGAGAGCUGUCUCCCAUUCCACUGUAAACCCGAUCUCACGCCCCUGGCUACCUUGCUCGCUCGCUUCGUCCACGUGAAGGAAGACUAUCUCUCGUUCCACAACCGAGACACCCAACUGAGCAAAUCCACCGAUGCACGCGUCCUCUCGUACCCGGUUAUCCGCCUCGCCAAUAUCAAGCCGGACAGUCGGGCGCAGAUCUCCCGAUACCUCUUCGAAGGCAGCAAGGAGACAACUAAGAGCGGUGGCUGCUCCUGCGCGGAAGAGAAGCGAGACCCCUGCGGUAACUCGGUGAACUAUAGCUGCUUGGUUCUUCUGCUCCGCGAGUACGGAGCACUGAGUGCCACGAGGGACCUUCUCCGUGAUAUAGAAGAUAAGAUUGAGAAGGAGGUGGUGCAGGUAGAGAAGAUGACGGGAGAAGUGAACCCGAUGAUGAGGCGGUUGAUUGCUGGACUGCGUGAGGGAUUGCUUCCAUGA
Messenger RNA from Aspergillus tubingensis, 2022 nucleotides. Its product is annotated as isoprenoid synthase domain-containing protein. The record is from RefSeq and is a predicted model, not a curated record. Bases 1 to 2022 code for a protein of 673 amino acids. Gene Ontology annotation, biological process: isoprenoid biosynthetic process. The transcript has 3 exons. Lineage: Eukaryota; Fungi; Ascomycota; Eurotiomycetes; Eurotiales; Aspergillaceae. Gene Ontology annotation, molecular function: prenyltransferase activity.